Fraxinus pennsylvanica is the source of this 2799-nucleotide messenger RNA. Lineage: Eukaryota; Viridiplantae; Streptophyta; Magnoliopsida; Lamiales; Oleaceae. The record is from the annotation of a GenBank genome assembly.
AUGAAACUCUUUCUUCUUUUGGUCUUACUGGCUUUCUUCGAUGGUUAUGGUGUUUUCCCUACAAGGCCUAACGUUUUGAAUAUUGGUUCAGUACUUUCUGUUGAUUCAGUUAUCGGUAAAGUUGCGAAAGUUGCUAUAGAAGCUGCGAUAGAAGAUGUGAAUGCCAACUCAAAUGUUCUUGGAGGAACCAAGCUCAACUUGUCAUUGCCUGAUACUAAUUUCAGUGGAUUUUUAGGAAUAAUGGAGGCUAUCCACUUCAUGGAGAUGAAAACUGUAGCCAUAAUUGGACCCCAAUCCUCCGUUACCGCCCAUGUUGUGUCCCAUUUUGCAAAUAAGCUUCAAGUCCCAUUAUUAUCUUUUUCAUCGACCGACCCGACCCUGUCUCCACUCCAGUUUCCAUUUUUUGUACGGACGUCUCUCAACGACCUUUUUCAGAUGGCGGCAAUUGCUGACAUCAUCAGUUACUAUGGAUGGAGAGAAGUAAUCGCAAUUUAUGUUGAUGAUGAUUAUGGAAGGAAUGGUGUAGCUUCCUUAUCUGAUCAACUGUCUAAAAGGAGCUGUAAGAUUUCUUAUAAAGCACCUUUAAGAUCUCGAGCGAACAUAGAAGAAAUAAGAGAUGUUUUGGUUCACGUGGAGUUAACAGAGUCCCGAAUACUUGUUGUUCACACUUAUCCAGAGAGGGGUCUAGACAUAAUGGCUACAGCACAAUAUUUGGGGAUGAUGAAUGAGGGAUACGUGUGGCUUGCUACAAAUUGGCUCUCAACUCUCUUAGAUACUAAUGCUCCCCUGUCUUCGGAAGAACAUAAGAAUAUUCAAGGAGUUAUCACAUUACGUAUAUACACUGCAGAAUCAAAAUCAAAGAAAGACUUCAUCUCUAGGUGGAACGAUCUGACAAGAAAAGUGGAAAAUGGUGCCUCCAUUGGUUUGAGCACAUAUGGUCUGUAUGCCUAUGACACUGUUUGGGUGCUUGCUCAUGCCCUUGGUACAUUCUUUGAGCAGGGGGGAAACAUUUCUUUUUCUCCUGUUCCAAUGUUAAAGGAAUUGCAUAGAGGCAAUCUGAAUUUUAAUGCCAUGAGCAUCUUUGACGGAGGAAACCUGUUGCUUGAGAGCAUUUUAAAGGUCAAUAUGACUGGUGUGACAGGACCGUUCAGGUUUACUUCAGAUAGGAACCUUGUUUUUCCUGCAUUUGAAGUUAUUAAUGUCGUCGGUUCAGGAUCUAGAAUAGUUGGUUAUUGGUCUAAUAAUUCCGGUUUAUCAAUGCGGCCUCCAGAUUCACUCUAUACCAAGCGACCAGAUCGUUCUAGUUCUGAUAAUAAAUUAUAUCCUAUAAUCUGGCCUGGAGAAACAACACUGAAACCUCGUGGGUGGGUGUUUCCACUCAAUGGGAGGCAUCUGACAAUUGGGGUCCCAAAUCGAGUUAGUUUUCUAGACUUUGUUGCUCAGGUACCAGGCACUGACAUGUUCACAGGUUACUGCAUUGAUGUUUUCACUGCUGCCAUAAAUUUGUUGCCAUAUGCUGUUCCAUACAAAAUGAUCUCCUAUGGGGAUGGUCAUAACAACCCAAGUGGCACUGAGCUUAUCCGCUUGAUGACCUCAGGGGCUUUUGAUGCUGCAGUAGGCGACAUUGCAAUAACCACUAAUAGAACAAGGAUGGCAGAUUUUACUCAACCGUUUAUUGAAUCUGGGCUAGUUGUAGUUGCACCUAUUAAGAAGGUUCAUUCUAAUGCUUGGGCUUUUCUUCAACCAUUUUCUCGUAAGAUGUGGUCUGUCGUGGGAAUUUUCUUCCUAUUCAUGGGUGUAGUUGUUUGGAUAUUGGAGCAUAGGAUAAAUGAUGAUUUUCGUGGCCCUCCUAGAAAACAAUUCAUUACUAUUCUAUGGUUUAGCUUUUCGACUCUCUUUUUUGCCCACAGAGAAAAUACUGUCAGCACUCUUGGACGCUUUGUGGUUAUACUGUGGCUAUUUGUGGUCUUAAUAAUAAACUCCAGUUACACUGCUAGCUUAACAUCAAUCCUUACGGUACAGCAACUCUCUUCACCAAUUGAAGGAAUUGGAAGUCUAAUAAAUAGCAAGGAACCUAUAGGUUACCAGCAGGGUUCUUUUGCACGAGAUUAUCUGGUUGCAGAACUUGGCAUUCAUGAGUCUAGACUUGUUCCACUCAAGUUACCAGAAGAUUAUGCUAAAGCUUUAAAGGAUGGACCCCAAAAUGGUGGUGUAGCGGCUCUGAUAGAUGAGCGUACAUAUGCAGAAGUCUUUCUUUCAACGCACUGUGAAUUUAGUAUAGUUGGUAAAGAGUUCACAAAAAAUGGAUGGGGAUUUGCAUUUCAACGGGAUUCCCAGCUGGCAGUUGACAUGUCAACAGCAAUUCUGAAACUGUCGGAGAAUGGCGAUCUCCAACGAAUGCAUGACAAGUGGCUGUUAAGAAGUGCUUGCAGUUUACAAGGUGCAAAGCUCGAGGCAGACAGGCUGUCACUCAGGAGCUUUGAAGGCCUCUUUUUCAUAUCUGGGUUGGCAUGCCUCUUAGCACUGCUCAUGUAUUUCAUAAAAUUGAUACGUGAAUAUAAACAACUUUACUCUGAGUCCGAGUCCGAGUCCACUGGUGGAAGCUUGCGAUCACGGCGACUUCAGGCAUUCCUUUCAUUUGUCGAUGAAAAGGUAGAGGAGGUAAAAGCUCGCUCUAUCCCGAGGCAACAGGAGUGGGCUUCCACUAGAAAUAUUGAACAAAAUGCGUCAACAACUAAUUCUACGGAGCACACAGAAAUAUCUUCAAAUAGAGGCAUCAGAUUUGAAGGUCCAUCUUAG